AUGCAAUUGUCAUCUCUCCGCCACUCUCCUUUCUCCACACUUGGCUCCCUUCUUCCAUUUUCUUCCAAACUCAUUCCGCUUCGUCCUCUCUUCCAGAUCGCUUCCAUGCCCCCUCACGGUCCUAAUUCUCAGGGUGGUCGUCGAGGCGGAGGUUUUUCCUCCGGUCGCGGUGGAGGUCGCCGUGGCGGACGCGGCGGAGGUGGUGGUGGUGGUGGACGCGGCGGAGGCGGACGUGGGGAACAGCGAUGGUGGGAUCCGGUGUGGAGAGCUGAGCGUUUGCGCCAGCAACAGGCUGAGAUGGAAGUUCUUGAUGAGAAUGAAUGGUGGAACAAGAUUGAGCAAAUGAAAGCAGGAGGAGAACAAGAGUUGGUAAUAAAGCGUAACUUUAGCCGGGCAGAUCAGCAAACACUCUCUGAUAUGGCUUAUCAGAUGGGACUUUACUUCCAUGCGUACUGUAAAGGGAAGGCUCUUGUAGUUAGCAAAGUUCCGUUGCCAGAUUAUCGGGCGGAUCUUGAUGAACGGCAUGGAUCCACUCAGAAAGAGAUUCAAAUGUCUACAGAGACAGAGAAAAAGCUUGGAACUCUUUUGAAAACAACACAAGAGUCAGGGUCUUCAAGUGUCUCUACUUCAGCAUUUAAUGACCAACAGGAUCGCACAGCGACUCUUGGCCUUAAAAGACCUGAUUCUGCUUCCAAAUCUUUGGAUUCUCAUGAGAAAGAAAAAUUUAGUGUUGCACUCAAGGAAAGGCAGGAAAAACUAAAGGCAACUGACAGUGUAAAGGCACUUCAAGCUUUCAGAGAAAAGCUACCUGCUUUCAAAAUGAAAAAGGGGUUUCUUAACUCUGUUUCAGAAAAUCAGGUAUUGGUAGUUUCAGGAGAGACCGGGUGUGGCAAAACAACACAACUUCCUCAAUUUAUUUUGGAAGAAGAGAUAUCAUCCCUAAGAGGUGCUGAUUGCAACAUAAUCUGCACACAACCUCGACGUAUAUCUGCCAUAUCUGUUGCUUCUCGUAUAUCUGCUGAAAGGGGUGAAUCCCUUGGUGAAUCUGUGGGUUAUCAGAUUCGUCUAGAAUCAAAGCGUUCUGAUCAAACAAGAUUGCUAUUUUGCACUACUGGUGUUUUACUCCGGCGGCUGAUUGAGGAUCCUAAUCUAACUAGCAUAAGCCAUUUGCUUGUGGAUGAAAUACACGAGAGAGGCAUGAAUGAGGAUUUCCUACUAAUCAUACUACGGGAUCUUCUUCCUCGGCGCCCAGAUUUACGCCUUAUUCUCAUGAGUGCUACGAUUAAUGCUGACAUGUUCUCAACAUAUUUUGGGAACGCUCCAACCAUGCAUAUUCCGGGGUUCACAUUCCCUGUUGCAGAGCUAUUCCUAGAAGAUGUACUGGAGAAAAGUCGCUAUAGCAUUAAGUCGUCUGACUCAGGGAAUUAUCAAGGUAAUUCGAGAGGUAGAAGAAGAGACUCAGAAUCCAAGAAAGACGACCUAACUACACUGUUUGAGGAUGUUGACGUCAAUGCUCACUAUAAAAGUUAUAGCUCGGCCACAAGAGUUUCUCUUGAAGCAUGGUCUGGUGCACAGAUUGAUUUGGAUCUGGUUGAGGCAACAAUCGAACAUAUAUGCCGUCGUGAAGGUGGUGGGGCGAUUCUUGUCUUUCUCACUGGCUGGGAUGAGAUUUCGAAUCUGCUUGAAAAAAUUAAAGGGAACAGCUUGCUUGGAGAUUCUAGCAAGUUCUUAGUUCUUCCUCUACAUGGUUCAAUGCCGACGGUUAACCAACGUGAAAUUUUUGACCGUCCACCUCCUAGCAAGCGGAAAAUAGUUUUGGCUACAAACAUUGCUGAGAGUAGUAUUACAAUUGAUGAUGUUGUGUAUGUUGUGGAUUGCGGUAAAGCGAAGGAAACUAGCUAUGAUGCUUUGAACAAGGUGGCAUGUCUAUUGCCAUCAUGGAUUUCAAAGGCUUCAGCUCACCAGAGACGAGGUCGUGCAGGACGUGUCCAAGCUGGAGUUUGUUAUAGGUUGUAUCCAAAAGUUAUCUAUGAUGCUUUCCCACAGUAUCAGUUACCAGAAAUCAUACGGACUCCAUUGCAAGAGUUAUGCCUGCACAUCAAAAGUUUGCAGGUUGGAUCCAUAGGAUCAUUCUUGGCCAAGGCACUUCAGCCGCCAGAUGCUCUUGCUGUUGAGAAUGCUAUUGAACUUCUCAAAACAAUUGGGGCUUUAGAUGACAUGGAAACGCUUACACCCCUUGGUCGCCAUCUUUGCACUUUACCCGUAGAUCCAAAUAUAGGAAAGAUGCUUUUGAUUGGAGCUAUCUUCCAGUGCGUCAAUCCUGCCCUGACAAUCGCCGCGGCUCUUGCAUAUCGGAGCCCAUUUGUCUUACCGUUAAACAGAAAAGAGGAAGCUGAUGAAGCCAAAAGAUCUUUUGCUGGUGAUUCCUGCAGUGAUCACAUUGCUCUUGUUAAGGCAUUUGAGGGAUAUCGGGAUGCAAAGCGUGGUGGAAACGAAAGAGAUUUUUGUUGGCACAACUUCCUUUCCCCUGUAACCCUAAAGAUGAUGGAGGAUAUGAGAAACCAGUUUCUUGAUCUUCUUUCAGAUAUAGGAUUCGUAGACAAAUCAAGGGGGCCAAAUCCAUACAACCAAUACAGCCACGAUAUGGAGAUGAUAAGCGCGGUGCUGUGUGCGGGGCUGUACCCAAAUGUUGUGCAAUGCAAAAGAAGAGGGAAGCGCACUGCGUUCUACACUAAAGAGUUGGGUAAAGUUGAUAUUCACCCUGGAUCUGUCAACGCAAGAGUGCAUCUCUUCUCGUUGCCGUACUUGGUGUACAGCGAAAAGGUGAAGACGACAAGUGUUUAUAUCCGGGACUCAACAAACAUAUCAGAUUACGCACUGCUUAUGUUUGGUGGCAGUCUUACCCCAAGCCAAGCAGGGGAUGGUAUAGAGAUGUUGGGAGGGUAUCUCCAUUUCUCAGCCUCGAAGAACGUAUUGGAACUGAUACAGAGAUUGCGGGGAGAGGUGGACAAAUUGCUGAAUAGGAAGAUAGAAGAUCCAAGUUUGGACAUAACUGUGGAGGGGAAAGGAGUGGUUUCAGCUGUGGUGGAGUUGCUGCGUAGCCGAAACAUCAGGUAUUAAGAAGGGACCAAUGAGUCUUACUUUUUUUUGUGUGUAGGAGGGAUUGUAAAAUCCUUGUUUUAUCAAAAACGAAUUCAUUAGUUGGAACUCUAAACUUGUAAUUUUACGCUGUUGAUUAGUGUGGAUUUACAAUAAAAGUUAUAGCUGAGAGUUAUGCGUUACUUGUUUCCUAUUAGGACGAGUUUUGUAGUGUCAUCUCAUUUCCCAUU
This is a messenger RNA of Eutrema salsugineum, 3329 nucleotides long. RefSeq names its product DExH-box ATP-dependent RNA helicase DExH1. The transcript is spliced from 16 exons. The record is from RefSeq and is a predicted model, not a curated record. Gene Ontology annotation, molecular function: ATP binding; RNA binding. The coding region runs from base 1 to 3120 and encodes 1039 amino acids. Gene Ontology annotation, cellular component: nucleus; intracellular anatomical structure. Lineage: Eukaryota; Viridiplantae; Streptophyta; Magnoliopsida; Brassicales; Brassicaceae.